Messenger RNA from Apaloderma vittatum (bar-tailed trogon), 1128 nucleotides. RefSeq names its product androgen-induced 1 (gene AIG1). The record is from RefSeq and is a predicted model, not a curated record. Gene Ontology annotation, cellular component: membrane; endomembrane system. Lineage: Eukaryota; Metazoa; Chordata; Aves; Trogoniformes; Trogonidae. Bases 1 to 585 code for a protein of 194 amino acids. The transcript has 6 exons.
AUGUCUGAGGUUAUCCAGGCAGUCUUCUUCGGAAUCUGCGUCUUGACUGACCUGUCCAGUCUUCUCACUAAAGGAAAUGACAGUCAAGAGCAAGAGAGGCAGCUGAAAAAACUCAUUUCCCUCCGUGACUGGAUGAUGGCUGUUCUAGCUUUCCCUGUUGGAGUGUUUGUUGUGACGAUGUUUUGGAGCAUCUAUAUCUAUGACAGGGAACUGAUUUACCCAAAGCUGCUUGAUAAUUUUAUACCAGCGUGGCUAAAUCAUGGAAUGCAUACAACAGUUUUGCCCUUUGUAUUAAUCGAGAUGAGAACAACACAUCAUCAAUAUCCCAGCAGGAGCUGUGGGCUGGCUGCAGUGUGCACCUUCGCUGUGGGCUAUAUUUUAUGGGUGUGCUGGAUUCACCAUGUUACAGGGGUAUGGGUGUACCCACUUCUUGAGCGCCUCAGCCCAGGUGUCAAAAUAAUCUUUUUUGCAGCUGUCACCGUAAUAAUAAACAUAUUCUACUUGGUGGGAGAGGUCCUGAACAACUACAUCUGGGAUACUCAAAAAUGUAUUGAAGAAGGAAAAGAAAAGCCGAAAUUGGACUGAACAGUAGAGGCAACAUGGAGGAUUGUUUAUGGCUCCAUGGAAGUUUCUCAUCCCCAACAGAGGUUGGCAUGGGAGGAAUCUUGUGGAAAAGAGGAAGUUUAAUAGGCCCUCUGCUCAGAGCAACGAUAUUUUGGGGUUUUGUAUGGAGGGGAAAUGAUUUUAGCUAAGAAUAAUAAUAACAUUUGAACCUCCGUUCCUGUUUCUCCAUGCUUGCAUGUGACAUACACAUAUAAAAUGUAUAUUUAUCUCCACAUCAUUCUCAGUGUUAAUUUCUCACAUCAAAUAAGUUGUUACAUCGUUACAUCGUUACAUCUUUUCACUUUGACCAAGAAGAACAAUGAGUCCAUUCUCUGUAUUGUUUGGGAAAAGCUUAACCAGAUAGGUCUAGUAUGGGGAAACGUAACAGUCCUAUAUAUUUCAAAGUACAGUGUAAAAAUACAGUAGAAGUUAACUGCAUGAAUGUAUCUGAAGAAGAAUUCAAUCUGACUGAAAUAUUAAUGUAAUACUAUGUAACAGCUGCCUUAAAUCGGUGAUGUUAAUUUU